CUUUGUUUCUCUUUUGAAGCGUUCCCUCCAGAUCUCGAUAUACGAAUUUUAUUUGUCUUCAAAAGCGCUGCUGAAUUCUUUAGAUAUUUUAUCACCACGUGAAAUAAAGAAUUUCUAACGAGCAAAUUAACAAAUCAACGAUUUUUUUACUCUAUUUUGUGGAUAAAUAAGUAGGAAAAUCAUUCUAUCUAGUGUAAGGCAAUUCUUAUUAAAUAAGACGCAAUAAGAAUAGAAUUGUUCUUUGUUCGUAAUGCUAACUGGCAUUUUUUUCGAAUUGUUUCAAGUUCUAUACGUACGUACUAAAUACGUAUAUACGUUCAUAUCAAACGUGAAAUAAACACUACGUAGAUAAUUCCGGUGUUGAAUUUUUCUGAGAACUCUGAGUGGAUUUGUUUCAAACAACAAAAUGGGUGAAUCUCAUAGGAAUGGGAGAGAAAAAGAAUUUUAUUCUUUAUAUGUAACAAAUUUGCCAGCUGAAUUAGAUGAGAAUGGAAUAAAAAAUGUCUUUAAUAAAUUUGGAACAGUCACAGGAAUAUUAGUAGCAAAUGAUUUGAAAUUUGCAUUCGUAUCUUAUGAUACUUAUGCCGAAGCAGAAGCUGCGAUUGCCAAUUUAGAUCACAAACCACCGCUUGAUCUCUAUGUUGAGUUUCGUAAGAAUAAAAUACAUGAAAAUAGAUCAGUACCAACAACUGAAAAGGAUUUCGAACCUGUAAAGAUUAUUGAAUCACAAGAUCAUCGUUACAAUUAUUCUAGAUUUUUGAGACCAUUGGAAGCUCGUCCUGAGAAUUUUAAACUUCCACCACCCGAAAUGAGUCCUUAUUAUUAUAAUUAUCCAAAAGGACGCUUCGUACAUCCUUCAAUGUCUGAAUUUUAUGAUAAUAUCCCGUAUCCAGAGACAAAUGCACUCUGGAGUCGAGGAAAAGUAAUAGUUGACCCUGCUGGACAGCGUCAUGUAGCUUUAGGACGUGGAUACGUUCAUUACCAUAUUCCUGAUCCGUUCCCUGAAGUAGAAAGGCAAUUAAACCGAGUUUACGAAAAAAGAAUGCCUAAUUCGUAUGUUCAUGGUAAUGAUGAAUUGAGUGAUCAAAUUGGACAAUGUUUAGCUUGUUUGAAAAAUGCAAUUUAUAGUUGUAAAUCAUGUGGAGGAAGUUAUUGUAGUCCCGAAUGUCAGGCAGCAGAUUGGCCAAAGCAUAGAACUCAAUGUAUGAUUCCAUCUUUAAUUCAAACUUCAAAUCCAAAUACGUCAAACAAAAACGUUGUGAAUACAAAAAUUUCUACUGUUAGUUCUCAAGAUUUCGAUGAUACAUCAUCAAAACUGAGUGACAAGCAAAAACUUAUCGGUAGUUCUGAUUCAAGUAUAAAAUCAGAUACAUCUGAAAAAAAGAAAAAAAUUGAUUUAGCAAGUAGACUAGAAAUUUCCAGGAAAAGUGUAUCUCAAGUUCAUGACAGAGACUUUGAAUUUAGAAGAAAUGAAAAUAGUUUUUUGUCUUCGGUAGAUUUUAUUUCAGUUCAAAUCGUAGUUGUCCACAAGUAUGGAUUAUUGAGUGUUCAAAAAACUUCUGAUAUAGAAAAACUAAUGGAUUUGAUGGCUAAAUUAACAACAAUGAGUGAGAAGUUUGAGAAAGUAAAAAAUCCAGUAGUUGGAAAAAUUUAUGCUGCUAUCUAUGAUGGAAUUUGGCAUCGUAUAAUUCUUUUAGAUUUUAGUUCAACAUUACAAAUUGAUUAUAUUGACUAUGGAACCAUCGAAGAAGUAACAGGACCUAUAGAAUUACGUGAUAUUGGAGAACUUGCAAAUAUACCAAGAUUUUCUCGAAUAAUCCGAAUUCGUCCUCAAUAUCAAGAAAAAUAUAAAAAUUUGAAAGAGACAGAUACUAUUGAAGUGAGAAUGAUUGAUGUAGAUAAUGAUGGUAUCAUAAAUGUAGAUAUUCUUGACAAAAUACAAAAUCAUGAAACAAUACCUACACCAUUAGAACGUCCUAAAAAAUUGAUUCACAUUGAAGCCAAGCCAAAACCUUUGAAAUUAUCACAAGCAGAAAUCCUCUCUAAAUCUGUCGAACAAAUAGAUCUAGAAAAUAAUAAAACAAUAGAAAGUUUACAAAAGAAAAUAGUAUCUCCAGUCAAACCUCCGGUUGAACAAAGUGUUAAAUCUCCAGUUAAAGAAAGUUUCAAAUCUCCAAUGAAACAAAACGAAAACAUAACUGAUUUUCCAAAUAUUUUAGCUACUUUGAAAAAAGGAGUGAACCAAGUUGUAGGAGAAAUUACAGAAAGAAUCAAUAAAGAAUCAGUAAUAGCAGCUAUAUUAUACGACGAAGUUCAAGAUGAAUAUACUCAAUUGAUGGAACCUUUAAAAAAUGAUUGUGACAAUCUAAAAUCACAAUAUACUAAUUUCAAACCUCAAGUGAACGAUCUUGUUUGCGGUUUUAAAUCAGAUGAUGGCUUCUGGAGACGUGGUCGUGUUCUUUCGACUAGUCCAACUAUAACAAUAGCAUCAAUAGAUGAAGGUUUAAAAUGUGACGUUGAUGCAGUAAUUCCCGUUCCUCCAAAAUAUUCAAAAAUUCAUCCUUUCACAAUCAUAUUAACAUCUAAAGUUGACUUAUCGAACAUGAAUACAGUUAUUUUCAAAGUAUUCGAAGAUAAAUCUUGUACAUCGAGUUCUGACUCAUUCUUACGUGGAGAAUUAAUCGAAAAUCCAACCAUUACAUUUGAAAUAAGAAGUUGGAAUCUAUUAGCAAGUCCAAUUGUUGCAAUAAAAAAUGGAUCUAAAGUAAGCAUUCAGUCAUAUCGCAGUCCAUCAAUAUUAUGCAUUAGAUCUCUCGAAGACAACGAAGUAGAACGGUAUCAUCGAGUUAUUCAAGAUACUGCAAAAGCUUGCCAAAUCGCUCUGGAUUUGACUACUAUACCAGAAGUUGGUGAUAUGGUUAUGGCUCAAUUUUUAGAUGAAAAUUAUUAUCGAGCUAUUGUCCUUGAAAUUGAAAAGAAACCAGAAAAUCCAAAGAUUAAGGUUAACUAUGUUGAUUUUGGCAAUAAUGAAGUAACGACUCUUAAGAAACUUAAAGUGUUACCUGCUAAACUGAAAAAAGAACCUUACUGUGCGAAAAAAGUAACAUUAAAGGGAAUAAAGAAUGUUCCACCCAGUGAAAAAGCUAUUUUUUAUCUAGAGAGUAUUGCUGAUCAAGAAACUCCCUAUAUUUUACAUUUCUCUGAUUCUAUUGAUAAUGGUGUUACAUUGAAGAAUUUACAAGGUACAGUUGUAAAUGAUACCAUUAAUGAAUUUUUAGAACCAAACUGGCAAAAGAAAGAAGAAACUAACGACGAAGAUUAUUUGAAACUUGAAAAUAUGGAAGUUGGAAAACUCGGUAAAGUAGGUGAAGUUGUUAAGGCUUAUUUCUUAGCACCUAUUGAACCAGGUUUUAAAUACGUUUUUGCUUCUAUCGAUACUGAACUUAUUGCCCAUAUUUCACAAGUUCUUCCUGAAUUAUUAACGGAAUAUUGCAAUAAAUCGGAAUUUUAUAUUCCGAGAAACAACGAACUGUGUAUUGCAAAAUAUGAAAACGAAUGGUACAGAGGAUGUUGUAUCAAACCAAGUUUAACUCCAGAUAGUGCAGAAAUUUAUUUCCUUGAUUAUGGAAACAUUGCAGAAGUUAAACAUCAAGAUUUACGAAUGAUGAAAGAUGAUUUCUUGAAACCAAGUGCUUUAGGAUUGAUCUGCAACACUUUAGAUUUCGUUAAAACCAAGAAUUCUAAAGAAUUAUUAGAAAAGUUAGAUUCUCUUUUAAUUCCCAAUGAAAUUUAUUCAUUGCAUAUUUUGAAAUAUGAAGAUACUGAAUGGACCGUAGAGUUUCCAGAAAUAAAAGAAAAGUUAAUCAAGGAUGGCUUACUUGAUUCCUAAGAACAGAAUAAUUUUGAAAAAUUAUUUUAUAUUUUUUUAACUACAUAUUUUCUAAUUAUUAUUUUAUUUUCAAACGAGUAAGUUUGAGUAUUAAUAUUUCUAUAA
Molecule: messenger RNA, 3994 nt
Organism: Chelonus insularis
Lineage: Eukaryota; Metazoa; Arthropoda; Insecta; Hymenoptera; Braconidae
Gene: vret
Exons: 6
Coding region: 407-3889 (1160 amino acids)
Molecular function (GO): RNA binding
Source: RefSeq, a predicted model, not a curated record